Molecule: messenger RNA, 336 nt
Organism: Microthlaspi erraticum
Lineage: Eukaryota; Viridiplantae; Streptophyta; Magnoliopsida; Brassicales; Brassicaceae
Source: the annotation of a GenBank genome assembly
AUGAUCUCAACUCUCUUAGCUAGCUGUAGCAAAAAGCGGAUCCGCAAUCGGAGCAGUAGAUCUAGAGUUAUGCGUCUUUUCCCGAGACUUAUUUCUGUGGAUCUCGAUCUGACGGCAGUGAACUUUAAUGGUGUUUCCCGUCGACUCGGAGCGAACCAGGAGCCGAUCUACAUAUCAUCGGAAAGCCCGCGAACACAUCUUUCCAUAGCCGUCAAGAUCUUCCCGAUCCGAGAGAGCUACAAUGACAUUCAAGAAGAGUUCUGGAACCAUGCACAAGGCGAGGACAGGACCAAUAUACCAGGUGGGGAUUUGGAUCGAGCAUUAUUAAUACUUUGA